Aspergillus terreus NIH2624 is the source of this 543-nucleotide messenger RNA. RefSeq lists its product as uncharacterized. NCBI's taxonomy places the organism in Eukaryota, Fungi, Ascomycota, Eurotiomycetes, Eurotiales, Aspergillaceae. The coding region runs from base 1 to 543 and encodes 180 amino acids. The record is from RefSeq and is a predicted model, not a curated record. The transcript has 2 exons.
AUGCCUCCUGCACAAUGCAGUCUGAGAGAUGUCUCCUUCUGCCACCUCUUUCCUCAUGAAGUCACCCGUGCCCUGGCCUAUCACCUGACUCUGGCUAUUGCAUACACGCAUUCACAAGGCUAUGUUCAUGGAGAUGUGCAUCUUCGCAAUAUCCUGGUUCAACUGCGAUCUCCACUCGACCAUCUCUCAAUUGAACAAUUUUACAAGACCUACGGCGAGCCCGAGACUAUCCAAAUCACACACAGAGAUGGAAAGCCGCUUCCCUUCCAACAUCCCAGCAAGAGCCGUCCUCCCGCUGUCCCUUGGGAAAGCGGCGGAAGAAUUUAUCCUCACCGAUGCUCGUGUGCUGCUGAGCGAUUUUGGCGAACCAUUCAACCCAACCGACAACCCUCGAAGAAGCGAAGAUUGUCACACGCCGCUAGCCUCCCGGCCACCCGAAGCGCUCUUCCAGCCAAAGGCGCCCCUCUCAUUCUCGGCCGACAUUUGGAGUCUUGCUACGUCUAUCUGGGAGAUCCUUGGUAUGAAGGCUAUCUUCAGCGGUGA